Messenger RNA from Micropterus salmoides (largemouth bass), 2245 nucleotides. It is a transcript of the gene acbd4, whose product is annotated as acyl-CoA binding domain containing 4. Gene Ontology annotation, molecular function: fatty-acyl-CoA binding. NCBI's taxonomy places the organism in Eukaryota, Metazoa, Chordata, Actinopteri, Centrarchiformes, Centrarchidae. Bases 261 to 1529 code for a protein of 422 amino acids. Gene Ontology annotation, biological process: autophagy of peroxisome; fatty acid metabolic process. The transcript has 11 exons. The record is from RefSeq and is a predicted model, not a curated record.
GGAAGUCGUCUACUCGGAGUGGCCGGAGACGGUCGGUCAGUCUCGUCGAUGGAUAACGUCCACGAGCAGCUUCGGAAAUAAACGUUCUCGUUGAAGCAAACCCACAAACAGUCGAAGCUACACUUUCUACACGGUGCAGUUAGCAUUUAGGUGUGAUUUCUCUGUUGGGACCAAACAGUCUGUGUUGGUGAUGACAGCUGGCAGGACGCAGAGCCUGUGAGCUCCCCUCCUCCAUCCAGCCAGUUAAACAAGUCAGUGUCAUGCCGGUUCUGGCUAUGGCAGAGCCUGUGGUUGAUCACCAGAAACAGUUUCAGGCUGCUGUGGAUGUCAUCCAAAACCUUCCCAAAAAUGGUUGCUACCGGCCGUCUUAUGAGGUCAUGCUGCGUUUCUACAGUCUGUACAAGCAGGCAGUGUGUGGACCCUGUACAGUGCCCCGACCCGGCUUCUGGGACCCAGUGGGCCGAUACAAAUGGGAUGCCUGGAGCCACCUGGGUGACAUGAGCAGGGAGGGUGCCAUGGCAGCAUAUGUGGAUGAGAUGAAGAAAGUAGCACAGGAGGUCAUUGACACCAUGCCCAUGAAUGAGAAGACAGCCUCACUCUUCCACCACUUCGAGCCUCUCUACAGGGUGAUAGACGACAUGCCGAAGCCUCCAGAGUCACUGCUCAAACUCAGAGAAGGCAGUGAGCAUGCCGACAUGCCGGCCGAGAUGAAGCAGGACGGCCCUAAAGAAGAUUCUUCUGUUCCAGAGGCUGCAGAGCCAGAUCAGGACUUCAACUUCCCUGAGGUUAUGGAACUCACUGCUGAAACCACCACUAAUGACUCUGGGGUGUGUGAGGGGUUGGUGUUGACCAGCGACUCAGAGAGCGAGAUUUUCUGUGACUCUGUGGAUUCAGUGGAGCAUCUCAGCAACAUCAAGAUUCCAGUUGUCAAGUCGAAUGGUUUUCACAACAGUCACGAGUCCUUGGAGUCAUCUCUGGUUCAGAGCCAUCAGCUGGAAGGAGGUCUGGAGGUCAGACAGGUCGGAGCGGGUCAAGGUGGAGAGGGGGCGGAGGACGGAAAGGGUCAGGGUCCCAUCAGAAGGAGUCGAGACACAGGGCGGGACGGUUCCUCCCAAAACUGGAGAGACCGUGGCGUUCCUCAGGGUAGCCCGAGGCGGGGGGCCCCGGGCGGUGGUGGUGGUGGCGGCGGACGAGCAGGAGGGGACGGUUCAGAGGGUGGAGCUGAGAGGCUGCAUGAUGUCCAGCUACAGCAGCAGAUCAUCCUGGCCCUGCGGAGGCUCAGAGAGGACAUGAGGAGCGUGAUGGACCGGCUGGAGGUGGUGGAGAGGCUCGCUGCCACACAUAGCCGGAGUUCAGAGUGGAGACCGUGCCUGCAGUGUGCAGCUGCAGCCUCACAACCACAGGAGAGGUGGUGGCUGUUCGACGUGUCAGGUCAGACCGUCCUCCUCUUCCUCCUGUGGCCGUUUGUUGCUCAGGGUCUUGUCCACCUGCUAAGGAAAGCCCAGAAGAGAAGUCGCAUAUCUUCAUGAAGUGAUCUUAAUCCACCAGUGCAAGAAGUUUAAUUUCUACAGCAGAGAGGAUUGAAUGAAAUGUGAAUUCACGGGAAGGCUUCAUCCUCCCUCUCUGUGUGCACUGACAGGAGGGACGAUUGUGGACUUGCGUGGAGAGAAAUGUUAUCUGGCUGUGUGGUACGCCUCAGGAUCCGGAAAUCCCUCUCACACACUACAGCAAAUAAAUCUUUAUUUAAAUUAUUCUGGUGGAUUAAUCAGAUGGUUUCUUUUGGGCAGCAGGUCUUUACCAAACCUGGAUACAUGCUUACACUGAUCAUGAGAAGCCUGAAUGUAUGACUCGGAUUAUAUUAUAAUAUUAUCCUAAUUAGUGAGACAUAAAGUACAUUCCCCAGAUUCCAUUUACUUUUGGGGUUUGCUACCAUACACUCAGUGUCUUUUGUAAUGUACAGGAUAUUGUCAGAAUACUAUCUGUGUCAAAUGGCACAAUGCAGCCAGGCUAUCUGCUUUUCAUUGGAAGAAUUCACUACAGAUGUCUUGCUAGUAAGUCAUGCAGUUGUAAUGUCACUGUCACUCUGAAAUCCACUGACGAUACUGAAAUGUGGAGGAAAGCUCUGUACUGGCUGAGAGGACUCUGUGGCUACAUUUGUCACUUUAUCGUGAUCUUUCAGAUCUCAUUCUUGACCUCAGAUUGUCAGUGUCUCCUCUGACUUCUUUAAUAAACCGUCUAAUCCGCG